This is a messenger RNA of Schistosoma turkestanicum, 2612 nucleotides long. NCBI's taxonomy places the organism in Eukaryota, Metazoa, Platyhelminthes, Trematoda, Strigeidida, Schistosomatidae. The record is from the annotation of a GenBank genome assembly.
CAAAUAGAUAUACAGCUUGAAGGUCAUUCUGAUAGUGAUUGGUUCAGAUUAAGGAGUUAGUGCGCGUUCUUACCAGUGGGGAGUGUAUAGUUCUUCCAGUUUAUAAACAUUCAAAGUGGUCUCAUGUUGGCAUAAUACAUUCGCAACGUCUCAUGUCUGGGCCAGGAAAUUUGAAUGAUGAGCCGAUUCUUGACUCGAAAGUCAAGUACAAUAUCGGCGAACCUUCUCAGGAUGAAAUUGAAGAUCAUCGGUCAAAGCUGUCUAUGAUAGCUGGGUUAUCCGUAAACAAUGAUAUAGCUACGCUUAGCACGUCACAGUUUCCCCAAGGAAUCGCAUCAGGACCUUCAGCUCAUCGUCACCGUCGGCGACGUAAACGCUUUGGGGCAAAUGUUACGAGGGAAGAAGGCUCUAAAGCAUAUCCCACAAAUCCAAGUGAACAUGUAAUGUUUUUACUUGGUGAAUGUGAUGGAGAUGAUGAGCAAACACAUCAAUUAUUCUGUGAAUUAGAUGAACUAUGGAAUGAUCCAUCCGGAUCAGGGGAAACCGAAUGGCGAGAAGCUGCAAGAUGGAUUAAAUUUGAAGAGGAUGUUGAAGAAAACGGAGAACGUUGGUCUAAACCACACGUAGCUACACUGUCCUUAUUCUCUGUAUUUGAACUACGCAGUUGUCUAGCGAAUGGAGUAAUUAUGUUGAAUUUGGAAAGUUAUACCAUGGAACAAAUUGCAGAUUUAGUUUUAAAUUUAUUAAUAUCAGAAGAACGUUUACCGUUAGAUCAAAGAGAUCUUUUAUUCAAUGUACUAUUACGUCGUCAUGUUCAUUUACAUGAUAGACUUCGACCAAAACUUAUCGGUCGAAGUACUACAAAUCUUCCAUUAAUUCGAUCAUUAGCAGAUAUUGGUAAAAGACAUUCAGCAAAAGAUGUGGAAAAAGCUGGAGAAACACCUUUUACAUCGCUGGCUAAAAUGCCUACAUUAACUGGAAUGGAUUCAUUGGAUCCGGCUACAGCUGCUCAUGUUACAGCUCAUGCACAAGCACAACCUUCUGGACCAUCUGAAGUAAUGUCUGGUAGUUUACAAGGAAAAUAUGAUUUACAUUUUUUGAAAAAAAUUGCCCCUGGAUCAGAGACAUCCAAUAUAUUGGUUGGUGAAACAACAUUUUUAACAACACAAAUUACUGUAUUUAUUCGAUUAAAAGAAGCUGUAUUACUUGGUGAUUUAACUGAAGUCCCUGUACCAACAAGAUUUUUAUUUAUACAUUUGGGUACUAUGAAUAAUGCAGCGAAAUAUCGUGAAAUUGGUCGUUCAAUGGGUGUACUUAUGUCGGAUGAAGUAUUUCAUGAUGUUGCUUAUAAAGCUCGUACUAGAGCAGAUUUAUUAGCUGGUUUAGAUGAAUUCUUAAGUGCUGCCACAGUAUUACCACCUGGUGAAUGGGAUCCAUCAAUACGUAUUGAACCACCGGCAUCUGUUCCAUCACAAGAUAGUAGAAAAACAACAGUCAGUAAUGGACCUCAGUCAACUGUUCUACCGCCUCAAAUUACUACUUCUGAACCUGGUGCAGCAGUUGUUGAACAACUUCACGUUGGUGGAGAUAAACUUGCCAGUCUUUGUUUAGCUGCUGUGGGUAAUGCUACUCCACGUAAUAAUCAACCAUUGGAUGGUGUUACAAAACUUAGUGGACAAAGUGAUUCAAUACAUAAAUCGAAAAGUGAUCUUGCACGAAGUACUGGUAGUCGUCUAGAAUUGACAAAUAUCGAAUCUGGCGGUGGCGGUGAUGAUCAUGGUGGUGGUGGUGGUGGAGGUCAUGGGGAUGAUCCAGCAUUGAAUCGAACAGGACGUAUCUUCGGUGGUCUUAUUCAAGAUAUUAAACGUCGUGCACCGCAUUAUGUCAGUGAUUUCACUGAUGCUAUCCAUGUACAAUGUUGUGCAAGUUUCAUUUUUCUUUACUUUGCUUGUUUAACACCAAUUAUAACAUUUGGCGGUUUAUUAGCACAAGCAACUGGUGGUUAUUUAGGAACAAUUGAAAGUAUUCUAUCAGGUGCAGUUGUAGGUAUUUUAUAUUCAUUAUUCUCUGGACAACCAUUAACUAUCAUGGGUAGUACUGGACCUGUAUUAGUAUUUGAAAGUAUCGUAUUUCGAAUGUGCACGAAAAUGGAAUGGUCAUAUUUAAGUUUUCGUUUAUGGAUUGGUAUAUGGGUAGCUAUUGCUCUACUCAUUAUGGUUGCAUUGGAUUUAAGCGCUUUGGUUAAAUUUAUUACACGUUUCACUGAAGAAUCAUUUGCAGCAUUGAUAGGUUUAAUAUUUCUCAUUGAAGCAUUAAAGAAAACUUAUGCCAUUUCAAAAAAAUACAAAGUGGAUUUAGCCUGGUCACCAGAUUUAAUUGAUAAACAUCAUUGUGCAUGUUUUCCAUCACCGAAUCAAACAGAUUUUCAAACAUUAUCUACAAUGUAUGAAACACAUCCACUGACACAUGUUCCAUUAGUUGGAUUCAAUUCGACUUUUGAAGCAGAAUCUGUAGAAGAUUUUGUUGGAUUCGAAAAAACCGCGAAAAAACCUGAGUUCCGAUUAAAACAAAACGCUCAAUAUGGAUUUAAAAGAGACAACUACGAAUUAUAA